AUGGCUGUGGCGCCGGCCCUGAAGGCAGCAGCAGCGCUGAAGGGAGAAAGAGGAGAGAAGAGGGUGGCUGAAGAGGGGCUGGCGACAGCAGGAGACAAGUACAAAGUGCCACACAGUUACUUAAGGCAGAUGGAAAAUGAUUUAUUAUCAACAGAGGAACAAUGGAAGUUGCAACAUCAGAAGAUGCAUGAGAAGAAUCAUGGCUGUGAAUCAAUACAUAUGGAGAUGGUUCUUGUUCUCAUUGCAGCCUUGGUUGUUGCUCAGAUUGUGCUUGUUCAGUAGAAGCAAAGACAUUACACCAUAUAUAAUUUGAUCACACCGAUGCAGAUGCAGGUUGCUCCUCUUUAUUUCACCAUCAGAGUUUACUGGUAGAGACACCUGUCCAUGUGGAAUGCUCUCAGUUAUUACAUCAAUUUCAGAGCAAUCCGCAAGUCUCUCUUGGGAAGAACACCACACUUGGUCUACAAAUGGUUCCUCCUGAUCUAUAAACUGAGUUAUGUAAUUGGAAUUGUGGGUUAUCUAGCCAUAAUGUUUACCAUGUUUGGAUUUAAUUUAUUCUUUAGAAUCGAGUCUGAUGAUGUCAUGGAUUUUGCUGUGACACUGCUUUUUUACAGACUGUACUAUGGAGUAAUGGGACAAGAAUUUGCAGAGAUUUGUUCUGACUACACAGCUUCCACCUCUAGUUUUUACAACAUCAGUGGCAUACCAACAAGAAUGUCCAAUGACAUCUGUGCAGUCUGUGAGCAGAAAAUUUUUGUGGAUAUAAAUGAGGAAAGGAUCAUUGAAAAUACCUACCAGCUGUCCUAUAAUCAUGUAUUCCUUAAUGAUACACCUGAUACCAUGUUUCAUGAAUCCUACAUCCGUGGUUGGUGCACUGUUGGCAAGAACCAGACUUGCCUGUAGUGCCUUGAGAAAGUUGAUUUGAAGAGGAUGUUAAGUAACCCAUACCCUCUCCCUAACAAGUCACACGUACUGUAUGGACAACUUUUGGACUGUCUCUGCUAUCUGGUGGUUUGGCAACUGGUUGUUAUAGGCAUCGCCCAAGGCAUUAGUUACUCACUGGGUCUAGAAUAGCACUCAGAUUAUUAGUGAGAAUGCAAAGUGUUGGAUAUUACCUGUCUACAAUAAUAUGCAUAUUCUGUACUUAAUUUUAAAAGACUAGAGAAAAGAGCAGUUGAACUCUGGUGUGCUAUAUACCCUUUUGCAGGAUAGUGCUUCUUUUUGCAUUACAGCAAGACUGUGCAGCAUGCUAUUAAAUAGUUUUUUUAUUUUCUCAGAGUAAGAAUUAAAAUAAAUUGCUGCCAUUAAUGUGAAGGUUGUGUUAGGAAAAAAAAAAAAAGGCCUUAUUUCUUAGAAUGAAUAUCCCCUAGGAAAAAAAAAAAAAAAAAAAAAGGAACAGAAACAAACAUUUUAAGUUUGUUUCAUCAUUAAAUAUAUUGGUAGUAGUUUCCAGUUAAAAUUCUGACUACAGAAAAUUAUGCAGUAGAUAAGGAGGAUUUUAAGUCAAAUAAUGGCUUUGUAUAUAGCAAAUUCUGAAAAAUGUCACCCAGAUAGAUUGUUCAUUUGGCUAAUGUAAAGUAAUACAAGAUUACCGUUAGCUUUUUUUCUCUCACCUCUUUCAAGAGAUGUUGUAUUGUAACUCAUACAUCUUCCAAUGGCCAUUUACAAAAAGCUCUAACCAUGGCAACAUUUAUGCUGUGCUUGGUAGUCAGACAGGCCUAUAUGGGGAGAUCCUAUAUUAAGUCCUCUUUGACCACCAUGCUCAACAGGCCCAACUUCCAAUAACCAGCUUCUCAAACACAGAACAAAGUUACAGUCCCUCACCACCAAUUCCAUAUGUCACUAUUGCUUUUUAAAAACAAAACAAAACAAAACAGAAAACCUAGAUCAAAAUGGAUGCAUAAGUCUUGCUGCCAAAUUAGUGACCAAAUGUUUGACAUCUAUACUACCCUGGCCACACUGUGAGGAAUUGAAAUGCAGCGUGUCUAUGCAAGAACAGACAGCUCUGUUUAGGAAUCAGAGAAGCUGAUCUUAAAAUGUAAUUAGCCUAGCUGAAGCAGCUUUUAAACUCAGAUUAAAUAUGGUCAGUAUUUUAAGAAUCUUUGGUAUUAGAAGUCAGAAAUACAGAUUAUCUUAAUUUAUACUUUAAUGUAUAUAUGUGAGAAUGAAACAGAGAUUGCGUGAGGCCAUCUACCAAUGGAGGUAAGGUUUAGAUGCUAAAAAAAGGAAAUGAUGCAAUUACAAAAACAUUAAGCAAAUGAAAGAAAGAGCAAAUCAAGUACAUAGAAAGAAAGUGGCUUUGUUUUCUUAGAUGAAGUAGCAAAGUUAAUAAUUCUUAUAAUGCGUUAUGCCUGUAUGCAUAUAUGUAAAAAUGCACAUUAAUAAAUCGUUCAUUUGUGUUACACUGUCAGAGUUACCUAAUUGUGGGUAUAAUGGAAGAAUGUUUGUCUUCAGCCUUCUCAAUGGUUAGCAAAGGAGAGAGGGACUUCUGCCUUCACUGACACAUUGGCUGUGUGGACAAGAACUUCCUAAAUGCAGUAACACAACACGUAACUAGCUGUGUGAUGAGACUUCAAAUGAACCAAAUAUGUAUACAGAGAGUACAGAAGAACGCUUGGCUAGCAGGCUCUCUCCUAAAGCUUUUGCAAAAAUAAAGAUAAACAAACAACAUGACUGCAUAUCUAAACAACUUUUUCAUCAUUAAAUAUUUAAAUUAAACUUUUGCUAACGCUGCUGAUUAACGUGUGUAGACAAUUGCUGUGGUUUAACACCAGAAGGUAGCUCAGCACCGCACAGCCUUGCAUCACUCCCCCAGCAGUUGGAGGGGGGAGAGAAUUGGAAGGGUAACAGUGCAAAAACUCGUGGGUUGAGAUAAAGACAGUCCAGUAGGUAAAGCAAAAGCUGCAUGUAAGCAAAACAAAAUAAAGAAUUCCUUCACAACUUCCCAACAGCAGGCAGAUGCUUAGCCAUCUCCAGGAAAGUAGGGCCACUGUAACACAUAACAGUCACUUGGGAAGACAAACGCCAUAAUUCCAAACAUCCUCCCUUCCUAUUUCUUUCCCAUAAAUUUUUUUGCCAAGCAUGACAUUAUAUGUCAUGGGAAAUCCCUUUAGUCAGCUGAGAUCAGCUGUCCCAGCUUGUCUCCCCUCCCAAGUUAUCAUGCACCCCCGCCUACCCACUGGCAGGACAGUGUAAGAAACAGAAAAGGCCUUGAUGCUGUGCAAGCACUGUUCAGCCAUACCUAAAACAUCUCUGUGUA
Molecule: messenger RNA, 3259 nt
Organism: Tyto alba (common barn owl)
Lineage: Eukaryota; Metazoa; Chordata; Aves; Strigiformes; Tytonidae
Gene: RNF175
Product: ring finger protein 175
Cellular component (GO): Golgi membrane; endoplasmic reticulum membrane
Molecular function (GO): metal ion binding; ubiquitin protein ligase activity
Source: RefSeq, a predicted model, not a curated record